Molecule: messenger RNA, 1374 nt
Organism: Diaporthe citri
Lineage: Eukaryota; Fungi; Ascomycota; Sordariomycetes; Diaporthales; Diaporthaceae
Exons: 5
Coding region: 1-1374 (457 amino acids)
Source: RefSeq, a predicted model, not a curated record
AUGUCUGCCGACAAGGUCUCUCAGCUCUUCUGGCUCCAGUACGGCGAUGCCAUCAGGCAGAAAGUCGGUGUCGGCUCCGGCGACAAGCUAUUCUUUCUAGCAAACGAGGCCCAGAAGGGUCCCCUGGCUGGCAACAACAUCCCUGAUGAGUAUACCUAUCAGGGCCUGUAUAACAUCGGUAACAACCUGUUGUCCACCGACAAUGUCUUCUACAGCCCUUCUUCCCUUCAUGGAUUCGAUCAGGCCAUUGGCUCCUACUUGAACUGGGUGGACUUGGGAGGCAAAGCCAACCCAGCCCUGGACGCGGCUUUUCUGGAUGCCAUUAGGGACCAGAACGCCUACACCGCGGCAAUGAAUGCUGAGCAGGACAAGGCUUUUGCCAAGUGGAAGAAGGACACGGAGAUGGGUUUAACCGACACUAGCUUCAAAGUCUACGUCGAAAGCGGCAAGACUCCCGCUUUCAAGGCCGCCAAGGACAACGUCGAUGCCAUCACCCAGAAGAUUACCCAAAUCCAGCUGGAGAAAGCGGGUCCCAUGGCUGUCACAGUCAAGGCGGACAGAGACGCACUCGGCAAGGGCAGAAACGAAGAGCUGGACUUUGACGGCUACAACAUGCACGCUGCAACUGGUAAUACCCUCAGCACCGCAGAACUCAUCCGAAAGGCACUUCAGAACGAGAAGAUCGCCCCUCCCUCCUUCCAUCGCCUCCCCUUGUACGAUGCCCCACACUACAAACAGUUCGUGCAGGAUGCGAUGAGCAAGGCCACGAGCAGCGACUACAAUCCAUCUCAGUCGAUCACAGUCGAAAUUGACACUGGUAAAAACACCUCCGACUACAACUUCGGACAGACCAAGGGUGGUGCCAGUGUUGGAGCCAGCGUUGGCUGGUUCUCGUUCAGCGCAGGCGCAAGCCACUCCUCUGAGUCCACCACCCUUCAGACCGGUUCAGAGUCUUCCAAGGUCUCUGUCAAGAUCACCUACGACGAUCUCCAGGCAAUUACCAUCAACCUCGGAUCAUGGAACAUCGACGUUUCCAAGUACAAGCUCCGCUCAGAUGCUCCCAAGGAUGUCAAGACUCUUGCCAGGGUCAGCCAGGUCGUCGUCAUCAGCGGCCUGGGCUACGAGAUCAGCGUCGGCGCCUCGACUGCCGAGACUCUUGACACCAAGCUGAAGGAGACGACGAGCGCCGGCGGCAGCAUCAGUGUCUUUGGUAUCCCCAUCGGCCUGGGUGGCAGCGGCAGCAGAAGCAAGGAGAAGAACACGCACAGGACCUCGUGGGACAAGGCCAGCAGGACCUUCAAGGUCAUCCCGAACUACGACAACAACUGUGCCACAGUUGUCGGCCUUGUCGGCGAGAAGUUUGCCAUGCUGUGA